Molecule: messenger RNA, 3479 nt
Organism: Talaromyces proteolyticus
Lineage: Eukaryota; Fungi; Ascomycota; Eurotiomycetes; Eurotiales; Trichocomaceae
Product: putative fungal-specific transcription factor
Exons: 7
Coding region: 465-3035 (856 amino acids)
Biological process (GO): DNA-templated transcription; regulation of DNA-templated transcription
Molecular function (GO): DNA binding; zinc ion binding; DNA-binding transcription factor activity, RNA polymerase II-specific
Source: RefSeq, a predicted model, not a curated record
GUCUGACAACUGCGCUGCUCGACCGUGGACGUCGUAGGAGGCAAAACGAAACGUGUUGGUGGAGGCCUCAUGUCGCUCUUGUUUCUCUCGCAUGGUGGCUAAAUCCAUUAUUGCCUUAGUCUAUCUCGCAUUACUCGCUUCUGGUCGUUUCACGUUUUACAAAGCGGCCGCAGCUUCCCCGCAAUCACUGGCUCUUCGAUGGCCGGCUGAGUUGCUACGCUUCAAACUUCGCAUUGCCCGCUUGCUGACCUCAGCAAUACAUCUUCGACUCGUCUAUCUGUCUCCCUACGAACCGCAAAAGAAAGCCAUUAGCUAAUUAGCAUCUGCCGCGAGUGUUCACACGCCUAACGUCGCUCAAAAAUUUCGCCUACAGUCGAGUGGGGGUGAUUUCGUGAAGAACCGUUUGGAAGACGUCAUAAUCUGGCUUUCUCUGCGUGGAUGGGACGAUAUAUGCACAACUGACAAUGGAUGGUAUUAGCGGCGAUUCUAGUGAGGGCUUCGGCCUUGACAUGUCCUCGCAGAUGUUCUCCGUUUACGCUGGCGAUGGCAGCCCCGUGAGCCAUAACCAGCUGGGCUCAAUGGCUCAAGACGACGAAAGAAUGGAUGGCGACCCCAAAAGGAGAAGAAUUGCAAGGGCUUGCGAUAUGUGCCGUAAGAAGAAGAUCAAGUGUGAUGGUAAGAUGCCAAAGUGCUCGCACUGCAUCAAUUAUAAGACAGAAUGCAUUUUCACGCAAGUUGAAAAGAAGAGAAAUCCGCCCAAAGGUGCCAAAUAUAUCGAAGGAUUGGAAAACCGGAUGAAGAGACUGGAGGGGUUACUCAAGAUGGCCGGCCUGGCAGAUAGCGAAACCGAUCUUCCGUCUAUUGAACGCCGCUUACAACAACGAUCACAGAGUGUACAGCAGACUCAGCCGAAUGGAGCGAACGCGCCAUCAGGUAUGCUGUCCUCUAUGUCUGUAGCAGGAAAUACUCGCCCAGGAUCGUUGCACUCGACUCCUCAGAUGGACUCCCUUUCGAGCCCUAGGAUUACCGAUUCACCCGACUCUCAGGAAGGGAAGGAAUAUGAAGUAGAAGCAUUGUCCGAUAUGAUGUGUUCGCUUGUUACGAACAACUGCGGGGAAACGAGAUAUAUUGGGUCCUCGUCUGGAUUCUCAAUUUUCUCUCCCAGAGGUAUCCAGUGGGUCAACGAGAAAACCGGCGACUCCUCUUUUGAAGAUAUGAUAUCAUCCGCCUAUAUCGACGACAAUAAAUGGAUGUACUGGAAACCAGAGAUUUUUAGUGACAUAUUUGCCCGCCGUGUCUUCAAGCCGCUACCCCCUAAAGAUGAAGCUCUUUCACUCUUUCGAGACUUCUUUGAUAACUUCAAUUGCUUAUUACCGCUCUACCAUGAACCCACAUUUAUGCACCUUGUGGAACGGCAGUAUUCGCGAGAUCCUUUUGAAGGCUCUGGAUGGUGGGCUAGUAUUAAUGUUGUAUUAGCAAUUUCACAUCGGCUCCGCGUGAUGAGCCAUCUAGUUCCACAGGAGGAGGAUAAGAAGGCUUGGCUAUAUUUGAAAAACGCCAUGGGAGUUCUGACAGAACUUACUAUGCGAAACACAGAUUUAUUGAGUGUCCAAGCAUUAUUGGGAAUGUCUCUCUUCCUUCAAGGGACCCCUAACCCCCAGCCGAGCUACUUUUUGGUUGCAGCGGCUGUUCGACUUUCACAUAGCAUUGGCUUGCACAAACGAGGUUCUAGCUUCGGGUUGAAUCAGGUGGAGAUUGAGCAGCGUAAGCGAGUAUUUUGGAUUGCUUAUACACUUGACAGAGAUCUUUGCCUUCGAUCCGGGAGACCACCUGUUCAAGACGACGACGAUAUGAACGUUGAACUUCCCAGUGGCGACCCACCUGAUAAUGUUGGCAAUAUACCGCUAUCUGAUGGCCAGGGUAAAGUGAACCUCUUUAGAGUCAUGUGUCGGUUCUCUAUCAUCCAGAGCAGAGUGUACAAGAGACUUUACUCUACUCGCGCCGCGAAGCAGUCCGAUGGUGAGCUUCUGAACACUAUCGGUGAGCUAGAUAAAGAGUUGGAAGAGUGGAAGGACAGUAUACCUAUUGAUUAUCGCCCGGAAUACGAGAUCAAAACCACCCACACCCCUUUAAUCCUCCAUGUUGUUAUCCUACACUUUGCAUACUAUAACUGCCUUACAACAAUCCAUAGAAUGUCGGUACAUCAUGGGUAUUGGACGAGUCGCCUGUCCAAUUAUGCCAUUCAGGGCUUAAAUGCUCGACCUUUGAACCCCCGAGUUUUCUCCUCCGCUAAUAUCUGUGUCGCCGCUGCGAGAACGUCGAUAAACCUAAUAAAAUAUAUACCCCAUGGUGACUUUGCUUGUGUCUGGUUAAUUUUGUAUUAUCCUGUUUCUGCACUGGUUACCCUCUUUGCCAAUAUUUUACAAAACCCACAAGAUCCACGUGCGCGUUCAGACAUUAAACUGAUGGACUUGGUGGUCAACUUCCUCUCCAUGUUGGUCAGCGAUGAAUCUAACGGCAGCGUCAAGCGGAUGCUGAGUGUUUGCGCUGAAUUCGAGAGAAUCGCCAAAGUGGCUCUCGAGAAAGCCGAAAAAGAGGCACACGCAAAUCGAAAGCGUAAAGUUCUACCACCAAAUACAGAGCCAACCGUUCACAAGACAGGAGUUUCAAUGGGUCCCGCUACUUCCAAUAAUAACCCAGAGAAACCGUCGGAUACCACCCCCUUGUCGCCAGCAUUGCAAAACGCCACUCGUGCCUUCAAUCAAGCCAUGAAUGGAGUUGUAUCUCCUGCUCCCAGCAACUUUGGAACAGGUACUAUGGGUGAUAUUCCUGGUUUCUCCCAUGACUUCCAGAACAUGCUCAACCCUGGAGCUUUCAGCCAAGCUUCUUUCCCCGAACAAACCGCUACAACUUCUGAGACACCUGCUUUCACCUAUCAACAGCCCUUUGUCCCACAGGAUCUAUGGCAAAUGCCGAUGACUCUGGAAUGGGACUGGGCAGAUCUCUCUGCCUCCAAUGUACCAACAUUCGAUUAGCCUGAUGGAUUUGGUGGAGUUAUGCGUAGUGGAUCGCGAGAUGUCUUCCUCGUGACGAAAAACUAUGAUCUCUUCUCUGGGUACAUACAUACAAGGCCGGCGUUUUAAGGAGAUGACUUUCUUCUCUCUCCUUAGACUUCUUUUCUCUCGAUACUCUACUCAUUGCCAGCUAUUCAUUUUUUAAUGGUGUAUAUUCAUUUUAUCGUGGUGUAUAUUCAUUUGAUCUUGGUGUAUAUUCAUUUGAUCGUGGUGUAUAUUCAUUUGAUCGUGGUGUUAUUAAUUCGCUCCCCUCUGCAAGAUAAAGCAACAUGUGGAAAUUUCACUACGGCCGGUUCUGGUGAUGCAUGUAUGCGAUGUGUUUGAUAUUAUGCAUUGUGGAUAUAGUACUUAUGUAAGACGAAUAGAUUGGACAUAUUCCAUUAUCUUCUGAAUCGAAGAGAAGAG